Molecule: messenger RNA, 4290 nt
Organism: Orbicella faveolata
Lineage: Eukaryota; Metazoa; Cnidaria; Anthozoa; Scleractinia; Merulinidae
Product: putative serine protease K12H4.7
Biological process (GO): proteolysis
Molecular function (GO): dipeptidyl-peptidase activity; serine-type exopeptidase activity
Source: RefSeq, a predicted model, not a curated record
UGACGGACGUUUUGGUUGUGCGUUCGGCAAAAAGGAAAUACUAAUUCGAUCGUUUAUUUUUCCCUUGCAGUUCAGAUUAUUUUUAAGAAGAAAAAGAUGCUGCGAGCGUUACGCGAAUUCUCGAAGAGCAGAGGUGUUGUGGUCAAUUCUGACAAAAAACACUGGAUACGGGAGCUUAUCUCGUUGUACAUGCGCAGUAGCGAUUAGCUACCCCAUUCUCGUCCUCAGAGGCCGCGACCCUUUUGGUCAACACCAAGAUUCUUGGGGACGGGAAGACAACUGAAAUUACCCGCCCUUGACCCUCUCUUGCGUUGCACGACAGAGAGAGGGCCGGGUUAAAAACUGGGGUGGAUAGUGGAAGUACCCAAAUUGUGCCCGACAGAAGCUUGGGUGUCCUGUGGUGUAUACCAGCCCAACACUCACAUGAUUUCUGUAUGCUACACUGCAGCUCCUUUGGAACUCCGUUACUUCAGUUUAGACGGGGUCGAUUUAUGUUUGCGUUACUCUUCCAAGCAUUAUGCUAUUCAUGUUUAACGUUCCAGUUCAUUUGCUGGUAAUUGCUGGUCUUGGAUUUUAUAUUAACUUGUCUCAUUGUUCACUUCGUUUCCUUCGCGGCAGACCAAGAGGUGGAAUGUUGGUUGCUCCUGCAGCAGCGAAUAUGAACAGAAAGCUUCCAGAAGCUCAUUGGUUUACUCAGAGACUUGAUCAUUUUGAUGACUCUAACACAAAAACGUGGCAGCAAAGAUUCUUUUAUAAUGAUAGCUUUCAUAAGAAGCCAGAUGGACCCGUGUUUGUCAUGAUAGGGGGUGAAGGGGAGGCCAAUCCAAUAUGGCUGACAGUAGGUGAUAUGAUGAAGAAUGCUCAGCUGUUUGGUGCUUUUACUCUACUUCUGGAACAUCGCUUUUAUGGAAAAAGCCAACCAACAAGUGAUAUGAGUGAUUCAAGCCUGAAAUAUCUGAACAGUGAGCAAGCCCUUGCUGACCUGGCAGCAUUCAGUCAGUCUAUGGCCAGGGAGUUUAACUUGACAAACAGUAAAUGGAUUUCAUUUGGUGGCUCUUACCCUGGAUCUUUAUCUGCUUGGUUUAGACUCAAAUAUCCUCACCUGGUGCAUGGUUCUGUUGCUUCAAGUGCACCGGUUUUUGCAAAGGUUAACUUUGCAGAAUAUAUGGAUGUUGUAACUGCAUCGCUUGCGACAACAGGGCAGGAGUGUGGCAAAAAUAUUGCUAAUGCUACAGACACAUUACAUUCAUUGCUUUCUUCUGAGGAAGGUGCAAAGGAGCUUUCAGAACUGUUUGUUCUCUGUAAACCACUUGAUAAAGACAGCUUUAAUGACGUGGCCACAUUUGCAAGUGAUUUAUCUGGCAAUUUUGCUGGUGUUGUUCAAUACAACAAGGACAACAGAGCAUUCGAGGGUGCAGUGGGUACAAACAUAACCAUUGACACUCUAUGUGAUAUUAUGAACGACAAUGACAUUGGAGAUCCAUUAGCACGUUAUGCGAAAGUCAACUCAUUAAUUCUUCAAACAUAUGGAGCCAACUGCCUUGAUUCAAGCUACAACAACUUGAUAGCAAGUUUACGGAACACGUCAUGGAGCAGCAGUGCAUCUGAGGGAGGUCGCCAGUGGAUGUAUCAGACCUGCACAGAGUUUGGGUUUUUUCAGACCUCUGACUCUGAUAAACAGCCUUUUGGAAACCUCUUCCCUUUGAAGUAUUCAAUUCAGCAAUGCAUGGAUAUAUUUGGUCCCACAUUUAAUGAUACAAACAUUCAAGAUGGUGCCACUCAAACAAACACCAACUAUGGAGGGUAUGCCAUAGCCUCAAGUAAGAUUGUUUUUCCAAAUGGCUCCAUAGAUCCAUGGCAUGCACUCGGGAUAGUGAGGAAUGUUUCUACUACAGAACAGGCUGUUUACAUCCAAGAGUAAGUUGGCGACUGAAGUAGUUCUCAAUUGCACAGUUUGCCAGGAUAGUAAAAUUAGCUGUCAGAAUGUUCACUUCCAUUACCAUUUUGAACAAAACAAAAUUUUGUGUGCUUAAAUUGUGUCUAUUAACUCACAUAGAUUUUGCAGUGCCGUACGCUUUUCUAGUUACGUCCAGCCCUAAUACUUUGACUUGUUACUUUUACGGCCCUCACACGGGACUUUUUUUUCUUGUUGUUUUCCAAGGAUAAAGCGCGCGGGGCCUGACGGGUCACAUGAUAACUAGAUGCUCUAAAGACCAUUUACUCAAGCUUCCUAAUGCAAUAUUAAGUUGUACUUUUACAAGUAAGCUUAAACUCAGCAUCGGAAAUGUCAGAAUAAGGCCAAUACAAGAAUACCUGUUUCUGUUUGUAGAAAAACAAAGAUGACCGUUCUAAAACCGGGAUGAAAUCUCCACAUACAUGAUUUACCUAUACAAGCAGCAAUUUGAUUUGUUGUGUAUAGCAGCCCUGAUGUGAUUCAGGUGUGACAUGCAUACAUCUCUAACUCAUCCACUCAUAACAUAGUCCCAUACCCAUUGACUAAGAGGUAUUUUUUUACAAAAAAAAUUACUCAAAAAUAAUAUUAACUAAGGUUUAAAAUGGUUUAAUAAAAACUAUGUAAGUUUGUGCUUAAAAAAUCAUUUUUGGCACAAGUUCCUUGAGCUCACUUGGCAGUGAGGUCCAAUCGGUGAUUGUUUUAUAAUAAGUUUUCUUUCUGCCCCAUAAAUUUGGGCAUGUAACCAUAUCAGGUAUUACAACCGAGUUGUUGGCUCAUUGUAGAUCUGAAUGCAUCAAAAUGUUGGGGGAUCUCUCUCUUCAUUGCAUCUUGCACAAGACAACACUGAUGACCAAAACGCCUCACAUGUAAUGGGACCCACUGCAACGAUUUCAGGGUCUCAGUUGAUGUCUUUUUGACCCCCUUUUGCCUUUGCAAUCUUUUUUGCAAAGCGAUUUUGUAAUGAUUGCAACUGUUUCAUCUGUGUUGUUAGACCAGGCUUAUCUCCCCAGACAAUAUCUGCAUAAUCUAGGUGUGGUAGGAUAAGGCCAGUAAAGUAUGCUGUGCGACUUUUCUUUUCUUUUUCUUAAACCAAUAGAUAGGAACACUAUAUCCAUAAUUCUGGGAAAUAUGUUUCCUCGGCUACUUAGGGAUACAACUAGGGCAUCGAUUGGAUAGUUUUUCUUCAGUCCUUUCGCGUCCAGGAAUUCCUGGCCUUGCUACAUUGAUCAUGAGGUAUUCUCCCUUCACACUCCUUUCUGUUUCCCUGUGUUUUCAAGCCAUUUUCUCGUGCAGUUGACUAUGUGCAACCAGCUAUGUACGUGGAUGGGUUCCCGGUGGAUCUCCUUUUACAAUCCCCAUGCAUUCCACAGUGUAGGUCAGCGUGAAACAAAUGCCAGAAAUCCAUCUGUGUCUGCAGGCUACACACCCAUCGCCAAAUACAAUAUUAAAAUUACGCUUGAACUUUAGCAUGAAUAAUUGCGUUCGACAAAAAAAGAAGGCAGUCCUAAUGCGGACUGGAGUGAGAUUUUUUGGGAUAAGGAAUGGAUGGAUGAGUUUUGGGACACAAAAUUGGCCUCCCCACAGAAUGCACCAGGAACGAACAUAAAUGACAUGAUCGCAAACAACAUGCUUACGAGUCAGUCUUGAGUUUUCAAUCAUUCGCUCAUUUGCAGUUAUGAUUCUGUGCCAUGCAAAUCAUCACAAACGUGGCCUGUUUCAUCGGGAUGCGAGAUGACUGCUUUUGUGACAUAACUAAGACAAUUAUUUAUCUUAUAUGUUCACAAACACGACUUUGAAUCGCCUUGGCUUUGGGAUAUUAAUUGCUAUAUUUCAUUUGCUGUAUUUCUAUUGUGUGCAAAGCUCACACUAAGUUGGCAGCUAAAAGUUUGUCUGUUUACGAGAGUCAUGUGAUCAAAAGGAAUUUUACUAAGAUGACUGAAAACUAGUUUAGAUCCUAUAUAUAAGAAGAUUGGGUGCUAGUUGGCUUGUGCGAGUGGAUUUUCUGCAUCCUUUGUGUUGGCUGCUUCACUUUUGUGUACCAUUUAUCUGUUUUAAGAUACUUCAUUUUUAUUUUCCAAGCUCUCAGUUGCCAAGGUAGGUUUUUUUUGUAGCUUGCUUUGCCGAUGCGGUACGUUGUCUGUUUUCAUUUAUGGAAAAUCCAGCUUCCUACUGUCGUGUAAGCUUUAAAAAUAUUGAUUGCAGUUGUAUUGUUUAUUGAUUGCUUUCUUUCAUCAUUCCUUCAGGUCUCCAUAUCGGGAGUUAUUGUGCUCACACAAGCCAUCAUAUUAAGACUCGGGUUGUGGUUAGUACAGAUUGCACAGGGGCUGGUAUGCUUU